This is a messenger RNA of Acanthosepion pharaonis, 2019 nucleotides long. NCBI's taxonomy places the organism in Eukaryota, Metazoa, Mollusca, Cephalopoda, Sepiida, Sepiidae. The record is from the annotation of a GenBank genome assembly.
AUGUCUCGGCCGGAGGUGGAUAUCACCCCAGAGGAGCUGAAGCGAUUCGAAGAGGCGAUGAAGAAAGAGGAAUUCCGAAAACUGUUGGUUGAGUAUGCCGAAGAGAUUUCAAACCCGGAGAAUCGUAAGAAAUACGAAGACGAAAUUCAGCAGAUGGAGGCUGAGAGGGGAAUGGAUAUUAAAUUUAUAAACCCUGAACCGGGACAUGUAAUAAAAUCGACCUUAGACAGCGACGGAAAAAAGAAAAAGGCUUUUAUAAAUAUUUGUAAGAACGAGAAUAUAGAGAAGGCCACUUUUACCAGGCAGAAUGGCCCUAAUGGUUGUGGGGUUAAUUGGUCCAUUCCUCAUUCUCUGACUAGACCCCGGGAUGAUUUAGACAGGAGUGGUGAGAAAUGCACCGUUUAUGAUGUUGUCUUUCACACUGAUACGUAUAGAAUGGCUGAGUCAAAUUCGCGAUUUAAAAAACUGGUUCAUGAUACAGCCUUGGAUGCGAUUGAAGAACACUUCAAUGUUAAAUUAGACAAGAAAAACAUUAAGACCCCACGACUGAAAAAUAACUAUAAGGGUGCUAUUACCUCAUCAGUUUUGAGGACCCGCCGUGAGGGUCAUGCUGGUCAGUGCGAAGGGCCUCCAGCGGACAGUAUAUUAAACCAAAUGCCUUAUCCAUACGAUAGCAAUAAAACGACUGAGGAAAUGACUACUGAGUGGUUAGAAAAAGAGGGUCGUCGUAAAGCUUCUAAAAGACAAGCAGAAAAGGUAGUAUCCAAUGAAACCACUGUUAAAGAAUCCUCAUCUCAGGGCAAUUCUUCAUCAUCAACAUCUUCCUCUCUUAAAGCGGAUUCUUCUGUAUCACAAUCAACAGAAGACAAACCCAUCACUCCUAAAUACACCAUUCUCCACCGUUCAGCAGUAGACUUGCAGGAAUUCCGUAAUGCUCCAGAUGCCAAGACAAGCACCAGACCAAAAGAACUGGUAAUAUCCAUAGACUUACCAAAACUCAAGUCAGCAAACACGGUUGACCUAGACAUUGUUGAGAACCAUAUCAUGUUAAAAUGUACAACACCAGCUUCAUAUGAACUUGAGUUACGGCUACCUUAUCCUGUUGAUGAGACGAAUGGAACUGCCAAAUUUGACAAGUCUAAGAGCCAGCUAAAUGUCACGCUGCCUGUGAUUCCGGCACAACCAGAAUCUUUGAUGUUUUGUUCUGCUCCAGAGGACGAGGACGUGUCCAGUGAUGUUGACUCCGAGAGAGGGGCAUCAUUGGAUGAUGGCUCUGAGGUAUCGUAUGAUUCUCCAAGCCCAGUAGCUGAUAAAGAAUGCGAAGACCUCAAUUCCGAUGAUGCAGUAAUGAAAUCCCCGUCUGAUUCUGACACCUGUGGUAUGUUAACGAGCACCGACUUGUGUCAGCUUCCACCGUUUAUCUUCUCACAGGAUGACAAAACCGUCACCUUUGUGAUUGACGUGGCUAACGUCAACCCAAAUAGUAUUAUCCAAAAAUAUAAGAGUAAUAGUUAUGACCUGAUCUUCCUCUCUCAGGGUAGCGGGUGCUUCCCUAUUCAUUAUAGAUUGUAUAUCCAGUUCCCUGAAGGCUGUAAUAUCAGCCCUGAAGAAGAUGUGUUGGACCGCUCGGAAGAGAACUUGGUAGCUCUGUUACGCAAAGACCAGAAAUCCCAAGAACUGUGGGAUGGUUUUCUUGUCGGGUUUGAUGAGAACAACUUAGAGCUUUCUUUGUACUACUAUCAUUGUCUGCCAUCUAGUCAGUACAAGUUCAUUCUUGAAAAAAGAAAUUUAGGACUCUCAGCUUUUUUCACUCACUCUGUCUCUCUCCUUCUUUUGCUCUCGCUCACUCUCUCUCCUUCUUUUGCUCUCGCUCACUCUCUCUCCUUCUUUUGCUCUCGCUCACUCUCUCUCCUUCUUUUUGCUCCCGCUCACUCUCUCUCCUUCUUUUGCUCUCGCUCAAUCUCUCUCAAUCUCUCUCGCUCGCUCCUUUUCUUUCUUUCUCGCUCGCUCUCUUUGUAA